Molecule: messenger RNA, 2936 nt
Organism: Syngnathoides biaculeatus (alligator pipefish)
Lineage: Eukaryota; Metazoa; Chordata; Actinopteri; Syngnathiformes; Syngnathidae
Gene: klf1
Product: Kruppel like factor 1 (erythroid)
Exons: 3
Coding region: 692-1711 (339 amino acids)
Biological process (GO): regulation of transcription by RNA polymerase II
Molecular function (GO): DNA-binding transcription factor activity, RNA polymerase II-specific; RNA polymerase II cis-regulatory region sequence-specific DNA binding
Source: RefSeq, a predicted model, not a curated record
GAUGCAUUAGUCAGUUUUAAGAAAAUAUUAUGUUUUGCAUUCGGCAACACUGUGCUGGUAUAGCAUCAUGUUUAUUUGGCAUUUUUAUCGCAUAACCAUGAAAAACACUAGCGAUACAUGUACUUUAUUGAUAAAUGGUAUUAUUGACUAGCUUUUUAACAUAACAUCUGAGAGUAUUUUCUUGUUGCUGUCUUUUUCAUCAAAGGGUUACCCCAAUUGAUUGAUUGAUUAAUAUGGGUUGACUGGAAGUGCAGUGAGUUUGUGAUUAAGCCACACGAUGGAUGAUGAUCGCACGGCACAGGUACAAAAUUAUAAUGAAUUUCGUGGGGCGAUUGAAAAUCUUGAGGCACCGCUCCACCUCCUAACGGUCCAAAGCGACAUGAAAAAGAGAGAUUUGAAGUUUGAGUCCCAGCUGACAGAGAUAGACAAGAGCAAGGAGGGAAAGAUAGCACAGCGGAAUAGUGCAAAGGGGGCAUCUUUAGCAAACUGUUUCUCAAGUCACUUUGUCAACUGUAACUGUCAUGAGCAGCUCGGCGAGCCUGUACGGAACUGUCGUUUAACUGAGGGCCGAGAGGAUAUUAAGGCAGAGAAGAAACAACAACAAUAACAACAGCAAACAACAACAAAAAAAAAAAAACACACAAACCCCAACUACAGCUGAUUAUUCUCUGGCUUUGUAUCCAAGUGCUUCAUGGCUGCCACCGAGGCUGUGCUCCCUUCCUUCAGCUCCUUCUCAAACCUCUCCGAUAUUAAAGUGUGGAGGUCCGAGGACAGGUCGCCACCUCUGGGCCCCGAGCAGCUGCAUCUCGCCCAGCAAGUGAGCGGGGAACUUCUGAACGACGAGAGCCAGGCUUCCUGGGACAUCGAACUGCUGUUGUCCGACUGGAGCAGCCCCUCGCCCGGCCUCAGCCCUGCCCCCCUGGACCGUAGUGAUGAGAGAGUUCAGCAACACUUAAACCAAGACAGAGCGUACCAUGAGGCAGGCAUGCUUAAGGACCAUGUGGGUCAGGAACAGAUGGACAUUGGUUUCAUGGGUGAGUUUAUGUCCCCGAGAGCGCCAUUCCAGCCACAUGUGUAUCACCAGGGUUACAAUCAUGACUCAGCUGAUCAGAUGUCAGCUGCCAAUCAUGUAGAGCAGUUUGGCUUCUCCCAGGAAAGACAAAGUGAGGUCACAUCCUGGGAGUUCAUUCCAUGUUACACCCCGCAGCAGCAUCCUUCUUUGGUGGCUUUACCCGACGGCAGGUUCAUCCCACUCCAAACUGCGACCUCCGACCCUCGACACUACAACUACCCCUCCCACUUCAGUCACAGUCCCAGCCUUUUCUGUGACUACACCCACAGCCAGGCCUCAGGUCGUUUGGGUCUCCAGCAACAGAUGGCCGAACCGCAGCUGCCCCCUGGUGAGGUGGAGGUGAAGCGCGGGCGGAGGUCUGCCGGGAAAAAGAAGCCUGCCGUCCACAGCUGUGAGUACCCAGGCUGCAGCAAAACCUACACCAAGAGCUCGCACCUCAAAGCUCACCUCCGCACACACACCGGGGAAAAGCCUUACCAUUGCUCAUGGGAAGGCUGCACCUGGAAGUUCGCCCGCUCUGAUGAGCUAACGCGUCACUACCGCAAGCACACGGGCCAAAAACCUUACGAAUGUGUGCUCUGUGAGAGGGCCUUCUCUCGCUCUGACCACCUAGCACUUCACAUGAAGAGACACACCUGAUGCCAAAGGAUGACGUGCUCGGUGGCCAAUUUAUCGGGUACAGAGCUCAUCUGAAAUCCAGUACAGGUGCUUUAGCAACAAUUCUGCGGAUGCGAAGACAAGAAGGUUACAUUUUGAAUAAUGCUGUCAAUCCUCUGCAGUUGAAACUAAUAAGAUAAGGAAUUACAAACUUUUUUUUUUUGCGGGGGUGCACAAUUUACAGAUACCCAAAAGGUUUACCUACAUUAAGAGUUUGUAGUGUAACUAUAUGAUCCCAAAUAAUUGAACAUCACAUCCAACUAAUUUUAAAAUAUUACCGUUAAAAAAAAGACUUACACAUUAUAUGAUUUUGAAAAGAUGCACACAUAUUUGCAGUAGUAAUAAUAAUUAUAAUGUAUUAUAAUGUCAUCAUUAUUGUCUUUGCAAUGCAUUCAAAAUGUCUUUAAAUUUCAUUGUUGAUAAAUGAUUUUUCAGCUUUUUUUUUUAUUUUUGGAGCCUGUACGUUUCCUGUGAUAAAUAGCAGAAGUAAUUUAUUAUUGAAGAUAGAAGAAUGUUUUUUUUUAAUCAUUAUUCAAAUAUUCUUCGUGGCUUAAUGUAGAGCCACACAUUGAAACUUCAAUCUGUUUAUGAGUCUAAAACUAUUCACAUUUGUAACCAAAGCCAGAAACAAACAAAUUCUUCACGUCAUGUGAAAAAUGAGCUAAGUUCAUAAAUGAUGGCCCAGUGGGCAACCCAAGAUAAGCAAACCCUGUACACAUACGGUGCAUGUCGACAGUAAACUUUGAACACUAACACAAGAUCUACUGAGAGGUGAGUACCGGUAGGUUUUAAGAUUAAGAUUAGGCGCUCACGUGAAGUCUUGACCACAGGUGCGGUGAUAUUUUUGUUCUAUUACUCUCAAUUUCUUCCAUUUUUCCUUCCACUACAGUCGUUUUUUUUUUUCUUCUUCUCGAUUUUAAUUAUUUGAUUCACAAUUUAACUUGGGGUUGUGUAGUAUUGUGUUUGUCUGGAAGGAUCUUGACUGAAGGGGGAAAAACGCACACUGUCUGUGUAUCUUUUGUCAAGUGAUCUAAAUAUUUAUUGACGUUUUAUCUGCUAGAUUUUAUGUGAUUUUUGUAUUGCAUUUUUACAUUAACAUACAUGUGCUCAAAUGUCUUGAUUAUUGCUUUCACUGUCACAGUCUAAUAAAGACCACUUUUACCUGAAAUACCACUACCCAGUUUAUGUGGUCUUUAAUGUAACUCAU